This is a messenger RNA of Mytilus trossulus (common blue mussel), 1195 nucleotides long. Its product is annotated as E3 ubiquitin-protein ligase TRIM45-like. Lineage: Eukaryota; Metazoa; Mollusca; Bivalvia; Mytilida; Mytilidae. Bases 49 to 1194 code for a protein of 381 amino acids. Gene Ontology annotation, molecular function: zinc ion binding. The record is from RefSeq and is a predicted model, not a curated record. The transcript has a single exon.
UAUCAAACUUCCUUGUUAAGGUGUUGUCGCAGUCAGCAUUGAUUUGACAUGGCGCAGGGAAACUAUUCUGAUAUUGAUUCAAAAUGUGGGAUUUGUUUGUCUGCGUACACAGAACCGCGGCUGUUGGAAUGUUUCCAUACUUUUUGCACACCGUGUCUCGAAAAACUGGAUGUGAAUGAUAAUAAUGUGACGUGUCCGUUAUGUAGGACACAAAUAGGUCUACCAGACAAUGGGGUAAGCGGUUUAAAAACUUAUCCUUUCUACGUUGAACCAUCUCACAGAGACAAUGAAUUAAUGGACAUUUACGAAUUAUGUUCGGAAGAGAAUUAUGUUGAAGCUAAAUGUCUAGAUUGUAAAAUAGAUUUAUGCUUAAGCUGUCGCGAUUACCACAAGAAACUAAAGGCGUCCCAGAACCACUCGCUUGAGAACUUGAAAUUAGAUGAAUUGAAACAACACCAUGAAAACCCAAUAAACGAAUGCAAUGAACAUAGAAAAGAGAUAACUUUAUUCUGCGUACCUUGUAAUACCUUUUUGUGUAGUGAGUGUUCAGAAAAAGCCCAUCGUUUACACAAGGUCCAGAACCUAUCACAGUUAGUUCAGACUAGAAAGAAAAUGUUACUUGCCAGAACAGCGAGCUUAAAAUCAAGAAUAUCGGUUAUCGGGAACACUGCAGAGAGAGUAAAACAAGAAGAAAACAAUUAUUACAAGAAUUGCAGCAUAGUAAAGAAAGAUAUAUUGGCACACGCUACAAGCAUUAAAGAUGUAUUUUGUAAUACCGUCGAUAUAUUGACGAACAAACAUUUAGCUACAAUCGACAACACUAAAAAAAUCGAUAUCAAAGUGAUUGACACGUAUUCGAAUGAGAUAGAAAUAGAACAAUUGUCAUUGGCUGGUCUCAUCAAGACAACGGAGGAUUUCAUUGCCAGGUCUACAGACAAAGAGUUGAUGUUUGAUGCCUUUAUUAUCGGUGGUCGUCUUGACAAAGUCUUGAACAAAACUCUGAAUCCAUUGAGUUUGCAUGUGCAGAAAUUUGAAUGUAAGGAAUUCACUGCAGCAACCGUAGAAAAUUUGUUUGGAAAGAUAAAUGCUUCAAAGGUAAAUGUUGUUACACCUUUAUAUACACAAUUGCCUAUUCCUGAAUUGUUUCCUAAAGUAGAAAAGGUACACAUAGCUUUCAACUUCAUGGUUGCAUAAU